AUAGUAGGAGCAGAGAGGAGGAAAGUUAGGAAAUCAACCGGUAAUUUCAGAGAAAAUACGUGGAUUUUUAUGUCAAAUAGACCAACGUACCCCGUGACGCCGGUGGUGAUGUGUAGAGCGUUUGAACCAAUAAAUGUCUGCCACAUCACCAAUAUCAUUCCCCAUUCGGCAUUCAUUCCGUACCCUUCGACGGUAGCCGUCAACCCCACCCACCCCACCCCACCCCUACUCUGUUUUUUCCGUCAACGAGAAAAAAAAUUUAUUAAACCUAUAAUAAUGAUAAUCUUACAAAAGAGAGAGAAAACCGAGACAGCGAAAAUGCCGGUACCCUUCUGAGAACCCUAAUCCGAUCAACCUGAAUUCACUUUCUCCGACUCAGGGAUCCAUCUCUUCUUCUUAGAUCUAGCGUGUAUUUCAGAUUGGUUUAUAUUUUGAGGGGGAAAAAGUCUUUAAUUUUAACGUGGUUUUGUAUCGUUCACAACUCAGAAGGAUUGUUGGGUUUAAACGCUAGUUCGAAAAUAGUUUCGCCGAUCCGAAACUACUUAUCUUGAUCGGAAAUAUUACUAUUCUGUACACCGGCCGACGAGGAAAAGAAUUCUGAUGGAGGAGGACGACGAGAUCCAGUCACAUCUGUCUCCGGGAAGUGCAUCUCCGGCGUCUCCAAGACCCGUCGGAAGGAUAACGGUUACGGUGGCGGCGGCGCCACCUCAGCAGCCGGCGGCGCAUAACGCUCUGACACUGGCUCUUCCUAUACAGACUAGGAAUGGCGGGGGUGGAGGUGAAAGAGGUAGCGGCGGCGGUGGUGGUAGGGAAGACUGCUGGAGUGAAGGAGCGACGUCAGUUCUGAUUGACGCUUGGGGCGAGCGGUAUUUGGAGCUCAGCAGAGGGAAUCUAAAGCAGAAACAUUGGAAAGAGGUGGCAGAUAUUGUUAGUGGUAGGGAUGAUUAUACGAAGGCCGCAAAGACGGAUAUUCAGUGCAAGAAUAGGAUUGAUACUGUGAAGAAGAAGUAUAAGCUUGAAAAGGCUAAGCUUUCGGCCGGCGGAGUGCCUAGCAAGUGGCCUUUCUACGACAGACUCGAACAUUUGAUUGGUCCCACUGUGAAGAUUGCCGGUUCCGGUGGUGGUCAUAAUGCCGUAGCUUUAGUGAAUAGCUCUGCCCAGCAGACGCAGAAGGUUCCCCUCGGAAUUCCGGUUCGUGGGGUUAGUCCGUUUCAAGGACAACGGGACCAGAAACCGCUUCAUCAUCAGCAAGUUCAGCUGAAGAACCAGAAGAUGCAAUACAAGAGACGGGGUCCGGUGGAUUCAGGCUCGUCUAGGGAGGCAUCUCCUGCUUCAACGGAUAGUUUCCCAAUGGAUUUUUACGAGAGGAAAAGGGCGAGGACGGCAAGGGAGAUGAAUGUGAAUGCUAAUUCGAAUUCAAAUCCUGGGAGGGGUGGAGGAGGAGGAGGGGGGGCAUUUAAGGGAGGAAAAGAGAAGAAGGGUUGGGGAAAUGCGGUUAAGGAAUUGACUCAAGCUAUAUUGAAGUUCGGGGAGGCUUAUGAGCAAGCUGAGAGCUCGAAAUUGCAACAGGUAGUGGAGAUGGAGAAGCAGCGAAUGAAUUUUGCUAAGGAGUUGGAGUUGCAGAGGAUGCAGUUCUUUAUGAAAACCCAAUUGGAGAUUUCGCAGCUCAAGCAUGGGAGAAGAGGUGGGAUUGGGAAUGCCAGUAAUCAUCAUCAUAGUAACAAUAAUAACAAUAACAGUGAUAGCAGCAACUGAGAUUAGGACUGGUUUAUCUGUUUAUGGUAGAAAGAAAAUCCAUGUUUGAGAUAUUUGUAUUUGUAACUGAGAAGAUGCUAGUGUAUUUGUCUCGUAUCCCUCUAAUUUAAUCACAAUUUGAUUGCCCUGUUUGCCUUUUUCUA
Molecule: messenger RNA, 1898 nt
Organism: Humulus lupulus (European hop)
Lineage: Eukaryota; Viridiplantae; Streptophyta; Magnoliopsida; Rosales; Cannabaceae
Product: trihelix transcription factor ASIL2
Exons: 3
Coding region: 601-1755 (384 amino acids)
Cellular component (GO): nucleus
Molecular function (GO): transcription cis-regulatory region binding
Source: RefSeq, a predicted model, not a curated record